Diabrotica balteata is the source of this 815-nucleotide messenger RNA. The record is from the annotation of a GenBank genome assembly. NCBI's taxonomy places the organism in Eukaryota, Metazoa, Arthropoda, Insecta, Coleoptera, Chrysomelidae.
AGUCCAAAAGGUAAACACAGUAGGAGAGAGACCACAUCAUAAAUACUAGGGUUUUAAAACCCGUAAAUAAAUAAUAAUACUUAUCAUAAUAUUCAAAAUGAUAUAAAAUUUGCAUAAAUAUGUGGUUUCUAACGUUUAUAACAUAUGUGGCGAUAAUAAUACAAGUUAUUUUUGUUACCAUUUCUAUAGCUGCUGGUUUGUAUUAUUUGGCAGAAUUAGUAGAGGAAUAUACUACAGUAGCCAAAAAAGUUAUUUGGUGGCUAAAUGCGAUUACUUUGGGAUUAUAUACUCUGUUAUGGAUAUUUGAAAGUUUUCCAACAUCCGUUGUAGUCUGUGGACUACUUGCUCAGCUAAACCAUUUUGUAAUAUUAAGAAAUUUUCCUUAUGUAGUGUUCCUAUCUUUGGAAUUUAUCGCUACAGUUGUAUUUAUUAUUCUUAACCACUAUUUGGCAUUCAGCUAUUUCGCUACAGUAUACCAUACGUUUUCGGAGGUACUAGCAUAUUUCACAUUGUUUCUGUGGUUAGUACCAUUUGCUUUGUUUGUUUCUCUGUCAGCCAAUGACAAUGUGUUACCUACAAGUAUAUCAGAAGGAACAGAUACGGACGUUGUAUCGAAUUACUUCUCCAAAAGAAAAAAGAAGGUCGGUUUGCUAACAGCAUUCAACUACGCAAAAGACUCAAUUCUGCCAUUAAGAACAAAGAAAGGCUUUUAAAAGACAAAUGUUCAUAGUUAUAAAUAAUAAUUUAUUACAUUUUAAUGUAUACUCUUUAACUUAUAAAAAAACGGAUUUGUUUUCUGUUUGUAAUAAACUCUU